Colletotrichum orchidophilum is the source of this 336-nucleotide messenger RNA. RefSeq lists its product as uncharacterized. NCBI's taxonomy places the organism in Eukaryota, Fungi, Ascomycota, Sordariomycetes, Glomerellales, Glomerellaceae. The coding region runs from base 1 to 336 and encodes 111 amino acids. The record is from RefSeq and is a predicted model, not a curated record. The transcript has a single exon.
AUGGAGAUGGAAGGUGCCAACCCUUCAGCCGCCAAAUCUUCACCUUGUGCCAUUACCCUUCUCGAAUCAAGUCUGCAGCCCGGCACCACAUGCCCGAGUUCGGUCGUACGUUUAGGGCUGAAGCGAUGGAGCGACGGAAGCGCGGCACAAAUAAUGGCUAGCCAUGUCGUACGGUACAAUGCUGCAGGUGCUGUUGCAGCCGGCGAGGGGCAUACGCCGACAGACUGGAUUCGUGGAGAUGGAGGGGAAGAGGGGGCCACGCCAUCGACGAACUACGCCGUAUCGAGAGACGAUAUGGGGUUUGAUAUGGAAGACCGCAGGCGGCGGGACUUUUGA